AUGCAGUCUGGAAUAUCAGUGUCCCCUGAGCUGCACGACGCAUUCAAUGCCUUCGUCUCGACGCCUUCUCACUUUUGUCUCCCCGCAACAAUCUCCUCCGAGCGUCUCACCCCUCUGGAACCGAUCGCUUUCCCCUUAUCCUCCGCUGACGAUGAUACCAAAUUCAGCAACUCCCUACCCCUCCUUGCCCCGCACACGCAACCGAAAACCCCCAUCUACCUCAUCCUCCGCCGCAACGCCGGCUCCAACGCCCUCAUAGCUCUCACAUAUAUCCCGUCCACAUCGCCCGUACGUUCAAAGACCCUGUUUGCAAGCACACGGGCAACUCUCGUCCGCGAGCUUGGCAGCGAGAAAUUCGCCAGCACGAUCUUCGCCGCGGAUGCGGAGGAGGUUCUUGAUGCUGCCGUUUGGAAGGAGAGGGAUGCGGAUCGGAAUGCGGCCACAGGCGGAGCUGCGGAUGAUAACGAAGCGGAGAGUAGGAGGGAGGAUUUGAUGGGCAAGAAGGAGAGGGAAUUGAAUGAAGUUAGGAGGCAGGAGGAGCAAGCGAGGAGUAUGACCCGGAGGGAUGUGGGGAUUGGAGGGACCAUUGGGCGUGGGAAUGGAAACGGGGAGAGUGAACUGCAUAUUGGAAUUGGGAAUGGGGUAAAAGAGGCAUUCCAGCAGGUGCGGGAAAGUGGUUCGGUUAUCCGGUUGACUAUUGACGUGCCAACCGAAACUCUCACUCUAAUCUCCACUGAGUCGAAUGUCGAACCUGAUUCCAUAUCAAACCUGAUUUCAGACUCGAAGGCCCAGUACACAUUUUAUUACUAUCCGGACCCCAAAGCAGUCAUCUUCAUAUACACCUGCCCAUCUGGUUCCGUAAUCAAGGAGCGCCUAUUGCACGCUAGCUCGCGGAAUGACGUGGUGAAGCUUGCUGUUCUACAGGGUGUAGAAGUUGCGCAUAAGGUUGAGGCAUCGGAACCCACAGACAUCACACCUGGAAGCCUUGCGGAACAAGUCAAUCCACGAAAGGAAGAGGUUCGACAAACAUUUGCAAGACCCAAGAGACCCGGCCGGUGA
Messenger RNA from Blastomyces gilchristii SLH14081, 1059 nucleotides. Its product is annotated as actin monomer binding protein. The record is from RefSeq and is a predicted model, not a curated record. Lineage: Eukaryota; Fungi; Ascomycota; Eurotiomycetes; Onygenales; Ajellomycetaceae. Gene Ontology annotation, biological process: barbed-end actin filament capping; actin filament depolymerization. Gene Ontology annotation, cellular component: cytoplasm; actin filament. Bases 1 to 1059 code for a protein of 352 amino acids. The transcript has 4 exons. Gene Ontology annotation, molecular function: actin monomer binding; actin filament binding.